AUGGACGCACUGACACACCAUAUACAAGGGGAGAUGCCAUGGUGUAUGUUAUUCGCCGAUGAUAUUGUUCUGAUCGAUGAGACGCAAGACGGUGUUAACGAGAGGUUGGAGAUUUGGAGACAUACCUUUGAGUCUAAAGGUUUCAAGUUAAGUAGGACUAAGACAGAAUACGUGGAGUGCAAGUUCGGCGGCGUUUCGGGAGAAGCAGACAUAGACGUGGGGCUUGAAUCUCAAGUCAUUCCCAAGAAAGAGAGCCUCAAGUACCAGGGGUCGGUUAUCCAGGAGGACGGGGAGAUUGAUGAGGAUGUUACGCACCGUAUAGGGGUGGGAUGGAUGAAACACAGGCUAGCGUCUGGUGUCUUGUGUGACAGGAAAGUGCCCCUGAAACUUAAAGGAGCUGUUCCUGAUUUUGAAGGUGGACAUUUUCCCAAGGAAUCAGUGUGUAAACUUGAAAAAGCUGUGGCUGCUCUGAGAAUACAAUAUCGCGGUUGA
Molecule: messenger RNA, 492 nt
Organism: Nicotiana attenuata
Lineage: Eukaryota; Viridiplantae; Streptophyta; Magnoliopsida; Solanales; Solanaceae
Exons: 2
Coding region: 1-492 (163 amino acids)
Source: RefSeq, a predicted model, not a curated record